AUGGGGGCUACAAUUAGCACCCCACCUGCCCCCUCCCUGCCUUCUUCCUCCCCCUUCUUCCUCCAUCUCCUUCCUCCUACACCAUCAAUCACAUCAUUCACUCACCACUACACCCACCGCCACACCCACCGCUACAGAAUUCCCGAGGAGGAAAUUCCCGCCGAGGAGGCCGCCUACGCGGACUACCUCCAGAUUGUGGCCUUAACGGCCUUGUAUCUCCUCGCAAUCUCCGAGGAGAAGGACGGAGCCGCCGCUGAAGCCGACGCCGCCGACGAGCAGCAGAUGGAGAUCGACGAAGAGGACACUGAGGGGGACGAGAUAGACAUUGACGAGGACGAAGAUGAGGGAUAUUAG
Tricharina praecox is the source of this 354-nucleotide messenger RNA. RefSeq lists its product as uncharacterized. The transcript is spliced from 2 exons. The record is from RefSeq and is a predicted model, not a curated record. The coding region runs from base 1 to 354 and encodes 117 amino acids. NCBI's taxonomy places the organism in Eukaryota, Fungi, Ascomycota, Pezizomycetes, Pezizales, Pyronemataceae.